AUGACGACUGUGUUACAUAUGAACAUAAGAAAUAUUCUAUUUGUGUGUUUUUUGGGAAUAGCAUGGUUCGAUUGUUCGACAUCUCAAACUCAGGGAAGAGGACAAAAGCGAUACAAAUGGAACAACAGGCGCUUUCUAAAGAAGGUUGAAAGAAGGAUCAUGAAUGGAAGACAAGUAUUUUCUCCCAGAGCACUGGGAAUGAUAAAAAGAGGCUGGGGAAAGAAAAAUAUACACAAUAAAUUGAAUAAAGCUUUUGGACUGUGUGAUAUACCUGACCAAGAUGUAGUUAAAAACAUGUUUCCGGGAUUAUUUCAAUCCAUUGAUGAUAUCUAUAGACUUCCUGAGAUGCAACAAAAUGUUUCAAAGACAUCAACUGCUGACCGAUUAGCAGAACCACCAGUAAUACGUAAUUGGCAAGCUCUGCCAUCCAAAAGAGUUCGUAUUCCCAAAACAGUAAAAGUAUCUCAAGAUGUUAUCUUAUCUUCCGGUACUUCCGGUCCUCAAAAUGGGAGUUUCAGUCGGACCGGAAAUCUAUGCGAUUGUUGUAAAGUAGAUCGUUACUUUGAGACCUAUGAAAAUGUGACAGUCGGAGGUAUAUCUUAUGAAGUCAUUCGAAUUCCAAAUGAAGACCAGUUUUUUGCCAUUGAAAGAUGUCCGGAAAAUCCCCGGUGUUUGUACGGAGGCUGCAUACAGAGGUACACACGACAACCCAUUCUUAUUUGGAACGAUACAAAACCCUAUUAUCCUCCGUUGGAUUUUGCCCAGUUUGAUUUCCCAACCCACUGUGAGUGGGCGAAUAUUGGACAGUGAGAUAUGACGAUAAUAAGUGAGAUGUACAUACAGUUACCAUGGUGCCGGACACAAUAUAGAUGCGCGUAAAAAGGUAGAAAAAAAGAAGAUGGAUCAUAUGAUGUGUUUGUAUUAGAGUGUGCCCAGCAGAGAGCCGAAGAUUUGCUGAUUUUCACUAAUUUUUGACUGCAGAGAAUGUUUAGGUUGUUUUCUAGGCUAUUCUCUGUCGAAGACACACUCCUGCUAAUGCACAGGUAUCAGUUUCAGAAUUGUACAGCGAUAUUUUUAUUUUAUCAUUAUUUAUUUUUGAUUUUUUUUUUACGUUUCUAAUUCUGAAUGCUCCUGGUAGUUUGUAAGAAAGUAGAAAAUAAUUUUUUCAACCUUACUAUAAAAACCAACUUUUUUUUAAAGGUUCCGCGACAGAAUAUUUAUUGUGCCGAAUAAUGAACUUACUAAGAAAAUAUUAAUUUAACUAUAUAUCAAAAUAAAUCUUUAAAAUACUGUGAUUGGAUGAUAUAUAUACAGCAUGCCUGAACCUCGUGGUAAAAUUGUAUACAUUAAGCGACUCGUGUACCGCAAUUAUUUUUUCUUGGUAUUGCAUGAUGUAGGGAAAAACGUAUGCAUAAGGCAGUUAGUGUUUAUAAUGAAUCAUAAAAUGCCUUCAAGUGUAAUCAUCCCGACUAUCGAUUCAGAUUUAAUACAUUAAUAUUAAAUGAUGAUGUAUUAAAAAAUAUGAGAAUAAAUAAAUUGACUAAAAA
Saccostrea echinata is the source of this 1547-nucleotide messenger RNA. RefSeq lists its product as uncharacterized. The coding region runs from base 1 to 810 and encodes 269 amino acids. NCBI's taxonomy places the organism in Eukaryota, Metazoa, Mollusca, Bivalvia, Ostreida, Ostreidae. The record is from RefSeq and is a predicted model, not a curated record. The transcript has 4 exons.